GUUGUGCACGCUCGUCUCAGGCAAUCAUGGGUAACUGGGUGGAGAAUGAAGGACUCUCCAUCUUCGUCGUUCUUGUGUGGCUGGGUUUAAAUGUCUUCCUCUUCUGGUGGUACUAUCUUGUAUAUGAUGUCCCACCAAAAUUCUUCUACACCAGAGUACUCCUUGGCCGUGCUUUGGCUCUGGCAAGGGCCCCUGCAGCUUGCCUGAAUUUCAACUGCAUGCUGAUUCUGCUGCCAGUAUGUCGAAACUUGCUCUCCUUCCUCAGAGGAUCAAGUGCGUGCUGCUCGACCCGUAUCAGACGACAGCUGGACAGGAACCUCACCUUUCACAAAAUGGUGGCAUGGAUGAUCGCCCUUCAUACUGCAAUUCACACCAUCGCACACUUAUUCAACGUAGAGUGGAGUGUGCAAGCCCGUGUUGAAGAGAAAGGAACUCUUGCAGCUGCGCUUUCUAGCCUUGAUGAUGCACAAAAACAAACCUAUGUCAACUUUUAUAGAAACACUAUUGGGAAUCCUGUGGGGGGCCUUUACGUGGCUUUCACGUACUUGGCUGGUCUCACCGGUGUUAUCAUCACGCUGGCCCUCAUACUAAUCAUCACAUCAUCCACCAAAACCAUCCGAAGGUCAUAUUUUGAAGUAUUUUGGUACACCCACCAUCUCUUUGUCAUCUUCUUUAUUGGCCUUGUCAUCCAUGGUGCUGGGCGUAUUGUACGAGGGCAGACAGCUGAGAGCCUGGCUGAACAUAAUCCGGAGCUUUGCUACAAGAACUUCACUCUCUGGGGGAAGAAGGGGGCUUGCCCAAUCCCCCAGUUUUCAGGGAAUCCUCCUAUGACAUGGAAGUGGGUAGUGGGUCCCAUGUUUUUGUACCUGUGCGAGAGGUUGGUGAGGUUUUGGAGGUCACAGCAGAAGGUUGUUAUCACAAAGGUGGUCAUUCAUCCCUUCAAGACUAUUGAGCUCCAGAUGAUGAAGAAGGGCUUCAAGAUGGAGGUCGGGCAAUACAUUUUUGUCAAAUGUCCAGCAGUGUCCAAACUGGAAUGGCAUCCAUUUACAUUAACCUCUGCUCCAGAAGAGGAUUACUUCAGCAUUCACGUCCGUAUUGUAGGGGACUGGACAGAGGGCUUGUUCAACGCCUGCGGAUGUGAUAAGCAAGAAUUCCAGGAGGCAUGGAAGUUGCCCAAGAUAGCUGUGGAUGGCCCCUUUGGAACAGCGAGUGAGGACGUAUUCAGUUAUGAAACUGUUAUGCUUGUUGGAGCUGGAAUAGGGGUCACCCCCUUUGCAUCUGUACUCAAGUCUGUCUGGUACAAAUAUUGCCACGAUGCCACCAACCUAAAACUCAAGAAGAUCUAUUUUUACUGGCUUUGCAGGGACACUCAUGCCUUUGAAUGGUUUGCUGACCUCUUGCAAUCUCUGGAGGCUCAAAUGCAGGAGAGGAAUAACGCAGAGUUUCUCAGCUAUAACAUCUACCUUACAGGCUGGGAUGAAUCUCAGGCCACUCAUUUCGUAGUGCAUCAUGAAGAAGAGAAAGAUGUGAUUACAGGCCUUAAACAGAAAACGCUAUAUGGAAGACCUAACUGGGAAAACGAGUUCAAAACUAUUGCGGGGAAGCAUCCUGGCUCCAGAAUAGGUGUUUUUCUCUGUGGACCUGAGGGCCUUGCUGACACACUCAACAAACAGAGCAUCAGCAAUUCAGAAGCUGACCCACGAGGAGUACACUUCAUUUUUAACAAGGAAAAUUUCUAACUCCCAAACACGUGGGCGUAAUUCAAUACAGAGUCUAAAGACUGGAUCUCUUUUUCUAUUUGGAGUCUGGGAACGACAGCCCAGCUUCUAAUCUCAGCUACACUAAUGCAAAUCCCUUUGCUUCUUGGGAAUUAUUUUGGCGCUGUGGUAGAGUAAAAGAGUCAAGUUUUACCUUAGGGAAGUUUGC
This is a messenger RNA of Charadrius vociferus (killdeer), 1926 nucleotides long. It is a transcript of the gene CYBB, whose product is annotated as cytochrome b-245 heavy chain. Lineage: Eukaryota; Metazoa; Chordata; Aves; Charadriiformes; Charadriidae. The coding region runs from base 27 to 1739 and encodes 570 amino acids. The transcript is spliced from 13 exons. Gene Ontology annotation, biological process: defense response; superoxide anion generation. Gene Ontology annotation, cellular component: plasma membrane; NADPH oxidase complex. Gene Ontology annotation, molecular function: superoxide-generating NAD(P)H oxidase activity. The record is from RefSeq and is a predicted model, not a curated record.